CAGAGCCAAUCAGACUCCGAUUUGCCAAAUAGAGUGAUUUGGCAGCUGCCAAUCCCGUCCGGCGAUAUCGGAGUCACCGGAAGUCGUAGUUUCUGAAGAGUCGCGACUGAGGCGGCCACUCGGGCCGCGGGAGAUCCGGAGAACUACAAGUCCCGAUGGGUUCAGCGCAGGAGCACUUCCGGCUCGCGCGUCCCGUCCCUUUGCCAGCCGGCGGCCGUGGGGGUACGAUGAAGAGGGAGGGUGGCCCUGCCACUCCCGGGCGGCCGCGGGCGGGGGAUGCUGCCGGAGGACCCUAGAUGCCUCUCUAGAGCAUGAGCUCGGGCAAAAGUGCCUGGUACAACCGCUUCUCUGGGGGACCUACCAGUCUUCCCACCCCAGACAUCGCCACCGGGUUCUCUUUCCAGACCAGAAUGGAAACGACCUUUGGGCCCGCCUUUUCAGCUGUCACCACUAUCACCAAAGCGGAUGGGACCAGUACAUACAAACAGCAUCGCAGGACACCCUCCUCCUCCAGCACCCUUGCCUACUCUCCUCGGGAUGAGGAGGAUAGCAUGCCCCCCAUCAGCACCCCACGUCGCUCUGACUCGGCCAUCUCCGUUCGUUCCCUGCACUCCGAGUCCAGCAUGUCCCUGCGCUCCACGUUCUCGCUGCCUGAGGAGGAGGAGGAACCGGAGCCACUGGUAUUUGCCGAGCAGCUCUCGGUGAAGCUGUGCUGCCAGCUCUGCUGCACUGUGUUCAAGGACCCUGUGAUCACCACGUGUGGGCAUACCUUCUGUCGAAGAUGUGCCUUGAAGUCAGAGAAGUGUCCUGUGGACAAUGCCAAGCUGACGGUGGUGGUGAACAACAUUGCUGUGGCCGAGCAGAUCGGGGAGCUUUCCAUCCACUGCAAGCAUGGCUGUCGGGCAGCAGGGGUCGGGAAGCCCACUGUCUUUGAGGUGGACCCCCGAGGGUGCCCCUUCACCAUUAAGCUCAGUGCCCGGAAGGAUCACGAGAGCAGCUGUGACUACAGGCCUGUGCGGUGCCCUAACAACCCCAGCUGCCCACCCCUUCUCAAGAUGAACCUAGAGGCCCACCUCAAGGAGUGUGAGCACAUCAAGUGUCCCCACUCCAAGUACGGGUGCACAUUCAUCGGGAACCAGGACACGUAUGAGACGCACCUGGAGACCUGCCGCUUUGAGGGCCUGAAGGAGUUUCUGCAGCAGACAGAUGACCGCUUCCACGAGAUGCACGUGGCGCUGGCCCAGAAGGAUCAGGAGAUCGCCUUCCUGCGCUCCAUGCUAGGCAAGCUCUCAGAGAAGAUUGACCAGCUAGAGAAGAGCCUGGAGCUCAAGUUCGAUGUCCUGGAUGAAAACCAGAGCAAGCUGAGCGAGGACCUCAUGGAGUUCCGGAGGGACGCAUCCAUGUUGAACGAUGAGUUGUCCCACAUCAAUGCACGGCUGAACAUGGGCAUCCUAGGAUCCUAUGACCCGCAGCAGAUCUUCAAGUGCAAAGGAACCUUUGUGGGCCACCAGGGCCCCGUCUGGUGUCUCUGUGUCUACUCCAUGGGGGACUUGCUCUUCAGCGGUUCCUCUGACAAGACCAUCAAGGUUUGGGACACAUGUACUACUUAUAAGUGCCAGAAGACGCUAGAGGGCCAUGACGGCAUUGUGUUGGCACUCUGCAUCCAGGGGUGCAAGCUCUACAGCGGCUCAGCAGACUGCACCAUCAUUGUGUGGGAUAUCCAGAACCUGCAGAAGGUGAACACGAUCCGGGCCCACGAUAACCCGGUGUGCACACUGGUCUCCUCGCACAACAUGCUCUUCAGUGGCUCCCUGAAGGCCAUCAAGGUCUGGGACAUUGUGGGCACUGAGCUGAAGCUGAAGAAGGAGCUAACAGGCCUCAACCACUGGGUGCGGGCCCUGGUGGCUGCCCAGAGCUACCUGUACAGUGGCUCCUACCAGACAAUCAAGAUCUGGGAUAUCCGGACCCUCGAUUGCAUCCAUGUCCUACAGACAUCUGGUGGCAGUGUAUACUCUAUUGCCGUGACAAAUCACCACAUUGUCUGUGGCACCUACGAGAACCUCAUCCACGUGUGGGACAUUGAGUCCAAGGAGCAGGUGCGGACCCUGACAGGCCACGUUGGUACUGUGUAUGCCCUGGCGGUCAUCUCAACACCAGACCAGACCAAAGUCUUCAGUGCAUCCUAUGAUCGGUCUCUCAGGGUCUGGAGUAUGGACAACAUGAUCUGCACACAGACCCUGCUGCGUCACCAGGGCAGUGUAACUGCACUGGCUGUGUCCCGGGGCCGGCUCUUCUCAGGGGCUGUGGACAGCACUGUGAAGGUUUGGACUUGCUGACAAGAUCCAGGCCAGGUCUUGGCUUCUUCUGGGCCUACCAUAGGCCUGUCCGAGCCAGGCUGGCCACCUGAGUGGUCUCAGGAGUCUCUGCCUACCCAUUUUUGGAUAGGUGGGCAGGCUGACCUGGCCAGGCAGUGCCCUCCUGAUCCUGCACCGGGCGAGCCUCCCUCUGUUUGGCUCUGUCAUCGUUGCUGCCAGGACAGUACCCAGACCCUCCCUCUACACUCCAGGUAUAAUGCUCACCCAGUCCACCUUCCAUCCCCAUUCCUGAUGGACUAUGGGGCCCUUUUUACUUACCUUUUCUAUUGUUUUUAGACUAUACAUAGAUUUGAUUAUUUCUUGAUUGAAAUAAAAGCUGCACAGACUGUGGCUGUGAGUGGGGAUGGUCCUGGGAUGAGGGAGAGGCUGCCCAAGAAUACUGGUGUGCCCAGGCACCAGCAGCAGUGGAAGGGAAUCUGGGGAGGGGCCACACAAAGGGUUCCUAUUGUCUGUUGACCCCAGGAUAUAGCCCUCUCAGCGACUUCCCCUCCCUGUCAGGAACAGGCGAGGUCCGCCCCCCACACCACCACCACCAUUCUCCCAACACACACCACCAAAAAGUGAGCCAGGCCAUUUUUUGCUGUUUAUUGACAGCUAUAGUACCUCCCUGCCCAGACCCCCUCCCCACCUGCUGGAGCCCCAGCCUGGGCCACCCACUAAGGAGAGGUCAGGUAGAUAACCAGGUGCCUCCACUAGGGGAAGCAUCACCACGUGACAACUGGAAGGGGUCUCACAUGCCCAGACGCCACCUUGGCUGACCCCCUCCACCCACCUGCAUCACAAUCGCUGGUUUUUGGCAUUUUUUAAAAUUUUUUUAAAGAAAUGUCAAAGUUGUGUCCAACACACGUGGAUCAGCAAACACAAUAGAGGAGGCCAGUCAGUACUUUUGGAGGGGUUGAGGGAGAGGAGAGAGAGAGAGUGAGAACAACCACACGACACAGUCUUGGACCAUGAGCAGAAGCAUCUGUGGGAAUUCAGAUAGGGGUGGGCUGGCUGCCUGCUCUGGGCCUGGGGAGGGAGGGUCAGGCACACCAUCACACAUACCACACGCAGCCUGGCAUGCACACCCUGCACCCACUGCUGUCAUCUGGCUGACCUGCCACUUCACGCUGUGUGCACAGCUCCCUCAAGACCCAGGCAGACCUUCACAGCAGCACCCCUUCCCCCCAAUGGGGAGGAAGCCCUCCCCCCAUCUCCACGGUAUGGAGGACACAGCCCAGCAGCAAGGCACAUCCUUCGAGUUCUUCAGACACAAAGAAGUUGGGAGAGAGAGCAGAGGGAGGCCCUGGUGGAGCACAGACCUUUCCCUAGACCCCAGCCUACUGUUUGUGCUACUGGACCAGGGGUCUGGCCACUCCUGGAUAGAAGAAAGGAUGGAUAGGGGCCAGAGCCUCUAAGAGCAUUUGUCUCAAGCUAGACUCCAGUGUCCUUGCAGUUGGUAAAUGGUUUUUCUAUAGAAUCAAUAAUAUUUUUCUUUCUUUAAAUAUAUAUUCGUUAAAGUUAUACCUUUUUGUUUCUCUAGGGAAAUCUGCCUCAGCUCAUUCCCGAUAAAUUAAUACUCUCGAUAGCUUAUAUUCUGUGGGGUAGAGUGGGGCAGGGGUCCUGACCCCAGCCCCUUGUGCUGUGCCAGAACAGCUGGCAGAGGUUCCCAAUGGGCAGUUCUGUGCUGGGCAUAGGCCUGUGCUUUGCCACUGAUUGGGGAGGGGGCUACAGUAUUUGCCCCCCCUCCCACUACCUCCCAGGGUGGGCCCAGCAUGGACUCAGGGCAGGGGUGCUAAUGGCUGCCCCUCCUCUACACACAGCAGAGCCUGGUGGUGGGUGGGCAGAUGGCCCAGCAGUUAUUGCACAGGGAGCAGCAGACAGGGACGGGCACCCACAAGGCAGCAGCAUCUGUCCAGAGCCCUUUGGUCCCUAGGCCUGGCAGUCUUCCAAGCUGGGCAUCCUGCCUGGGCCCAGGGGGCAGGAGUUGUGCUUGUGCAGAGACUGGCCAGCACGACCCGCCCCCGCCUCGUGGCUCUAGCAG
Molecule: messenger RNA, 4398 nt
Organism: Molossus molossus (Pallas's mastiff bat)
Lineage: Eukaryota; Metazoa; Chordata; Mammalia; Chiroptera; Molossidae
Gene: TRAF7
Product: TNF receptor associated factor 7
Exons: 21
Coding region: 312-2336 (674 amino acids)
Biological process (GO): Notch signaling pathway; ribosomal large subunit assembly
Cellular component (GO): nucleolus
Molecular function (GO): protein binding; zinc ion binding
Source: RefSeq, a predicted model, not a curated record